Molecule: messenger RNA, 2407 nt
Organism: Anopheles moucheti
Lineage: Eukaryota; Metazoa; Arthropoda; Insecta; Diptera; Culicidae
Gene: tun
Product: protein N-terminal glutamine amidohydrolase
Exons: 4
Coding region: 229-864 (211 amino acids)
Cellular component (GO): cytosol; nucleus
Molecular function (GO): protein-N-terminal asparagine amidohydrolase activity; protein-N-terminal glutamine amidohydrolase activity
Source: RefSeq, a predicted model, not a curated record
CACUCCCCGAGAGAGCGAGAGACAAAUCUGCAUCCCCCUGUCAUAUUUUCCACCCCUAUUUUGACAGCCGUUUGAUUGAAGUGUCCGUGUGUGCCGGAAAAGCUUCGACGGGCUGGGUGGAGAGUAAAAGCGGAGAGUGACGAUCCCCAUCAAGCCAACGCAGAGCGCGAAUCGAGCCGAGAGAGAGUGUGUGUGUGAGAAAGAACGACGACGAGUGGAGCGGUGAAAAUGUCGACAAACGAUGCUAACUUUAUGCUGUUUCCAAACAUCAACGAUUGUUCGUACGUUUCGUGCUACUGCGAAGAAAAUGUCUGGAAACUGUGCGAGCAAGUGAAGAAAACAUACCCUUCGGAGCUGCCGAAAUGCUACGCUGUGUUUGUGUCGAACGAACGCCGGACCGUGCCGCUGUGGCGACAGAAGGCGGGCCGUGGCGAUGAGAAGCUGGUGAUAUGGGACUACCACGUAUUUUUCAUGCACAACCCGUCACCGAACCGGUGUCUGGUGUUUGAUCUAGACACGACGUUACCGUUCCCGACCUACUUCCACAAAUACGUUACCGAAACGUUCCGAUCGGAUUAUGCCUUAACGCCAGAGCAUCACAGAUUCUUCAGAGUGAUACCGGCAGAAAAAUAUUUGGCAGAGUUUUCGUCCGAUCGACGGCAUAUGCGUAGACCGGAUGGAUCCUGGAUUAAACCACCGCCGUCCUAUCCACCAAUACAGACAAGCGCGAGCACCCACAGCUUAGACGACUUUAUCUGCAUGAAGCCCGGGAAAGGACCGGGCGCGGUGUACGAUUUGCUACAUUUCGUACAACAGUUCUACAAACCGCCGGAUCGGAACAUCGGUACCAAAACGCAAAAUUAAAAGCACAUUAAGCAAGGCACGACGUUACGCGGCGUACGAAUGUUUAACGAUGUCGGUGGCAAUAGCUAGCGAAGAACUAAUUAGCGUGCGCGGUAAAGUGGGCAAUUCGGGCGUCGACUGACUGUAAAAGCGUCGCUAUUACGGAGGCGAACGUGGGAUACGGUACCUUAUCAGAACACAACACCAGGAAUACGCACCGUGCCAUUGUGUAAGAAGCAUCAAAGUCGGUAGCAUGUUGUUGUUUUUUUGUUUGUUUUAAUGCUGAACGGGACAAGGAUCGUUGUGUCCGCGAUGAGGCGAUGAGUGCAAUAAAAUCGUGUAAGGGGUUUGCUACCGCUACGUAACAACGCAAAACCGAUAGCCUAAGCAAACGGGGAGCGAUAUAGCAUUUUAAAAUUGCUUCCAAUAAUAUAGCUAACCAAGGGGGUAAUUUUUGCGAAUGAACUCACCUUGCAGUUCAUAGCUGAAAGUGAAUAAAAAGAUGCUUGAAGCGAAAGCCACAAAAUCCUUCAAAUGUUAAAGCUGCUUUCACAGCUUCGUGCGACUAUUGGGCAAUGAAUUUCGUUAUUAAAAGUAGCUAUGAGGCCAGCUAACUAUUCAAAGUGCACCAUUGAUCAUUGGCUAGCAAGGGGCAAAAUAUAUGUAUUAUGGUAUCAAAAAUCAAAUAAUGCACCCUAAAAAAAGAUGCAAGCAUUAAAAACCAAUUGAGAGCUACAGAGAGAGAAAACAAACAAACUACGAAUUGCGGCAGUUGCAGCAAAGACUUAUUGUUAUCUAAUGUAAUAAAAAAAAACGGUACGUCGUUGGAAAAUGAGGCGUUAGAAAACAUCGUCCUUGAAAAAAAAAAUCAAAAAUACAUAGCACAAUAACAUACAUUAUUAAAGUGCACCACAAAUCAGCAAACCGCAACACAAAAACACUGACAAAAAGGUUACUAAAAAUGAGAAGAAAGAUAACUAUGGAAGCAAACCAGUGACGAAAUAUUGCAUAGGCCGCACGUACAUUACUUCUGUUGUUUAGACAAACAAGCGUAACAUAAAUCUCAAGGGGAAUAACACACUGCAGAGAUGGUAUCAAAAAAAACGGUCGUUCUCAAUGCGUUUACCCUUAAAUGCACACAGCCUAAUUGAGAAGCUAAUAAGAGUUGGCAAAGAAAACAGAAAAAAAACAAAAGGUGGAAAAAUCGUAACGGAACAUUAUGUAUGGAAAUGUAUCUUCUACUCUACAAUGUGAUAUUAGUUAACUAAUUACAAACAUUACCAAACCAUUACCCGUGGGUGAAACAAAACAGAAGAAAGAGGAAACAAGCAUACAACCGAAUUAUGAUGAAAUAACAAAUGACACAUGCAGAAACGAAAAACUCACAUAAACAUACAAGCACACACAUACACACACACAAUAACAUGCAGUAAGUUGAACGUGAUUCAGGCUAGAUCUUUUAAACUACUAAGUUGAGGAAAGUUUUAAUAUGCUUCCAAUGCAAACAGAACUAUUUCUUUUCCUGUCAACACCAUCGAUUGGUUAAUUAAUUGUAUUUUUCCGU